This is a messenger RNA of Labrus bergylta (ballan wrasse), 3654 nucleotides long. The record is from RefSeq and is a predicted model, not a curated record. Lineage: Eukaryota; Metazoa; Chordata; Actinopteri; Labriformes; Labridae.
CAUGAUGGUGUCCCCACAGACUCCGCCUCCUGUGUGUCACGGACCAAUCAGGACUUCACAAACUCUCACAACUUCUCUGUGGACAUCAGGAUGCCCGGAGUCGUCCCAGCAGGGUCAGACACUUACCUCUGCAUGUCGUUUCCUGUGCCCACUAAUCGAGAUGCUUUUAUCGUCGACUUCAUCCCUCACGCCAGCAUGGACACCGUCCACCACAUGCUGCUGUUUGGCUGCCAGAAUCCCGUCUCCACCAGCAGCUACUGGGACUGUGGCAGCGUUCAGGGAACCUGUAAGGAUGGAGCGUCCAUCAUGUACGCCUGGGCUCGCAACGCCCCGCCCACCAAACUACCUAAAGAUGUUGGAUUCAAAGUUGGCAGAAGUUCUGGGAUGUCUCACUUGGUGCUGCAGAUUCAUUAUGGGGACGUCAGUGCUUUCAGAGAUCAUCACAGAGACUGCUCAGGAGUUUCUCUAAGGAUGACGACCAAACCGCAGCCGUUCAUCGCUGGUAUUUACCUGCUCAUGUCUGUGACCACCGUCAUCCUGCCGGGAAAGAGAGUGACAAACGCAGACGUGGCGUGUGAUUACACUUCAUAUCCCAUCUACCCGUUUGCCUUCAGGACGCACACACACAAGCUGGGUCAAGUGGUCAGUGGGUACAGGAUCAGAGACGGGAAGUGGACUCUGAUUGGCCGACAGUCUCCUCAGCUCCCUCAGGCUUUCUACCCGGCCAACAGAGACGUGAGUGUGAAGUAUGGAGACUCAGUCGCAGCCAGAUGUGUGUUCACCGGAGAGGGACGAACCUCCAAAACAUACAUCGGAGGGACGUCAGACGACGAGAUGUGUAACUUCUACAUCAUGUACUACAUGGACAGCAAACACGCCGUCCCCUACAUGAACUGUAACGAGCCCGGCUCUGAACAGCUGUUUGACCAGAUCCCAGCUGAGGCCAGCGUCCCCAUCCCCAUCAGUCCAGAUCACAGCAACAUGAUGCACAUGGGACACUCUACAGAGCGUCAGGACGACAGGGCCAUGUUGAAGAAAAACAAAGACCAGGAUCAGGAUCAGGAUCAGGAUCAGGAUCAGGAUCAGGGUGACAUCUUGUCUCUGAUGUCCAGGCUGUUAGGACAGAGCGUUCACUCUCACAGAGCUCAGCUGCUGGCUCAGAUCGGUAGUUUAAUGCAGGACAAAGACCUGGACUCUCCCAGAACCAGACUGGCCUUCCACACCAGGGAGGACCCGGUUCUGGUGAGGGACAGAGUCCACAGGUUCCAUCAGCUCGAGGCCAAAACCCCCAGAAGCCAUCGACCCGCUGAAGGAGAAGACUCUCACCUGGAACAGGUGUCGUCGUGGCCUCAGAGCUCCCUCCAGCUGGGUCAGGUAUCAGGACUGGCUCUGGACUCGGACUCUAACCUGGUCAUCUUCCACAGAGGAGAUCACACCUGGGGCGCCAACUCCUUCAGCAGCCAGGCUCAGUACCAGCAGAGGUCUCUGGGUCCCAUCCAGCAGUCCACCAUCCUGGUGGUAGAUCCAUCUGAAGGGGGCAUCCUGAAGGCUUCAGGGAGGAACAUGUUUUAUCUGCCUCAUGGAAUAACUACAGACAAUGACAACAACUACUGGGUGACUGAUGUGGCUCUGCACCAGGUGUUGAAGGUGAGCAGUGAUGGCAGAGAUCGGACCCUGCUGGCGUUAGGGGAGGAGUUUACUCCAGGAAGCGACAGCAGACACUUCUGUCAGCCCACAGACGUGGCCGUGGACCCCCACUCAGGAAACAUCUUUGUGUCUGACGGAUACUGCAACGCACGCAUCCUCAAGUUCUCUGCAGAUGGGACAUACCUGUCUGAGUGGGGCGCAGGGACGUCUGACAGGAGGAGGCGCGCCCCCUUCAGGGUUCCUCACAGCCUGGUGUUCCUCGCCGACAGACAGGAAGUGUGCGUCGCUGACAGAGAGAACGGACGCAUCCAGUGUUUCAUCGCCGCCACGGGAGAGUUUGUAAAGGAGAUCAAGAAAGACGAGUUUGGAGGAGAAGUGUUCGCCAUCACGUACAGCCCCGCAGCAGAUGGUGUGAUCUUUGCAGUAAACGGUGAAUCUCUGUUCAGCUCGGCUCCUCUCAGAGGGUUUGUGAUCGAUUAUACAACAAAGGAAAUAAUAGACACCUUCCAGCCGGAGCAGAAGGACUUUAAGAUGCCUCACGACAUCGUAGAAACCAGAGACGGCAGCGUGUUCGUCGGAGACGCAGGAAGUAAAAGAGUCUUCAAGUUCACCACAGAGAAGUUUCAUCGCUCUGUGAAGAAGGCGGGGAUCCAGGUUCAACAGAUCGAAGCGAUGGAGACGAUCGUUCAGACCAGACUCAGAGAACCUCAGCAGAACGUGUCGAGGUCAGCAGUCGUCCAUCACAAACAGAGCGAGUCGUCUCCACAGCCUCGUGUUCAGCUGAAGAGCGAGGAAGAGGAGAAGAAGAAGAAGAGUGAAGCUCAGCCAAUCAAAGGGCAGGGAGUCCUCCCCGCUGUCAUCACCACGCUGCUGCUCGUCCCUCUGCUGCUUGUCAUCUCUGUGGGACUCUUCAUCUGCUGGAGGAAGAACAACCGGUGUGAGGUGAAGUCUGACCCCGGCUCUGUGGGCGGAAUCCUGGGAAAAAUCAGAGGUAAAGCGGUGGGCGGUCUGAACCUGGGGAACUUCUUUGCGUCCCGUCAGGGUUAUAGCCGUCAGGGCUUCGAUCAGCUGAGCACCGAGGGCAGCGAUCAGGAGAGAAUGGAGGACAGCAGUGAUUCAGAGAACGAGGAGUACUCUGCCCUGCCUCCCCCAAAGUCCUCCUCUUAGACCCCCCUCCCCGCAGCUCCCCUCCCCCGCUUACAGGCCAACAUGUACGUACAUCUUCAUGUCUUACUGUUGUGUUAGCUGCCAAUCUCGCCUUUCAUUUAAAGGUCUUCAGACUCUGAUUGAAUCUGAUCGUCACAUUCCAUUUGAACAUUUAUCACAUUCUGAGGACGUGAGGCAGAUCCACACCUCUGACUGACAGCGCUCCAACACGUCAUGGUGACCUUACUGACCUGCAGGACGAGUUUACACAAGGUGAACCAAUCAUCAAUCAGUCUCUGAUGUUACCCAGCAGCUGUGAUUGGAUCAAACUGUUACAUGCUGUUUUAAUACCACAUGUUUUUAAAAUGAAACAAUCUGUUAUCUUAAUGAUUGUAUUACAGCUUUAAAGGAGCAGUGUGUAACUCUGUUCCCUAGUGGUUAAAAUGAGUACUGCAGUCUAAAUUCUAAACAUUGUAGAGAGCUGCCCCCUGCUGGUCACUGUGGUCACUGCAUGGAUCAGAGCCCUGACGUGUGGAGUCAGGAUCUCUUCCUGAACUCUUAGAGUGAAUAUUAAUGAUACAUCAGUAUUUACAGUUGAUCUCUUUCUGCACUAAAUCUUCACACUCUGCUUCACGUCCUCGAUCAUUUCACGUCCGUCCAUCUUCACGGGUCGUUGUGCCUUUUUGAUCUUAUUUUCGCCUUUUGAUCAGCUGCCAUCACUGAACAUAGCACAGGGAGACUCAGCUGCUACCAGAGCGUCCAUAUUACUACACUCAGAGUGGAUAUUAUUAUAACAUAUAUAUGUAUAUUUAUGUGAGCAAGCGAGGGAGAGAGGGAGAGAGAGAGAGAGAAAGACAGGGA